AGGGCUUUGACUACUGUUGAAAUGUCCAUCAGCCCAAACUAAAUUUUAUCAAACGGGCCUUCUACCCGUAUUCAGAUCUUUACAAGUCCCAAAGGAACCCGGUUCAUUUAUCCAAACGGUCACGGACUCCCGAACAUAAUAAAGAAGAGAAGCAGUCUUUGAAACAGAGAGAAGCAGUCUUUGAGCGGGUGGCAAACUUCUCGAAAGUCGCGGUAGAAGGUAAAAUCAUCCAUUUCCCUCUUUCCUUCAUCGAAUUCGGGUUUUGUUUUCUGGAUCGAUUUUUUUUUUCCCCAAAGUUUCUGGAUCUAAUUUUAUUAGUAGUUUAUAACCUGUGGUAUACUAUUCGGAACAAUUUCGGCAAGGAUCCACAGAGCUCAAUUAAAUCAGCUAUUUGUUUAUUUUCCUCUGAUUUUUCUUUUUAUUUUUUGUUUUGCUUGGAUUGAAGGAAAGAAGAAGAAUCGAUAUAACUUCCGGUGGAUCUGAACCUAAAGCCGACGAAACGUUGGGGACCAUGGCUUCUCGGAAUACCCGUUCGCGGACCACUGCCCGUCCUGCAAGAACAUACGAACCCGAAUUGCGCACCUUUGAGAAGGGAAGCACAGCAAUUGGCCAUGUAUAUAGCGAAUUGGGCGUUGUGAUAGCUGUUGAUCAUUUAAGAUUGUCAUCUGAUGUAUUUCCCGAAAACGUUUUGAAACUCAAUUCGUACUUGCUUGCUGCUAUUUCUGGUGGCAGCGAUGAAUCACGGAACUUUUUGCUCAAUGAUCUGCCGAACAAGUGUCACGAAUUUGAACUCGAGGAGGGGAGAAAAGCUUCCGCGGCUGAAGCAUCGGAGUGGUUGGCUGACUUUCUGUCGCUUCAUCCUGACAGUGACCUGGGCUUGUCACUAGGAGUACUAAUUGCUGGAUGGGAUGCCCAAUUGGGGCCUUCCUUGUAUAAAGUGGACGGUAAGGGGAAUGUGGAGCAAAAAUCCUUACUUGGAACUGGAUCUGGCUCUCUGGGUAGAGUGGUAAUUACUGAGAGGGCUGGUCAACUCAGUAUUUCCCCGGCUGCAGCUGUGGAUUUUGCCAAACGUGCACUUUGUAGCGGUGUGUAUUAUUGCCCUGAACAGAGUGAAUGUGUCAGUGUUUUUCAUGUUGGAAGUGCUGGGGUUGAAGCGGUGCUCUCUAAUGAUGACAUUGAAGAAUUUCAGAAGGAGGGCUUCAGGAAAAUUGGAAGAGAGUGGAAGAGCCCGAGCUCCAGAAUAUUUUACGCCAACCAUUCGAUUUGUUAGGAGAAUGGGUAGAGCCCUCUGAUGAUAAAACUGAAGACUGGUGCGAUGACUUGUUUCUUUUGUGUGUGUUUUAAGUUAUGCCUCUUGUGGACGAGGGAUUUGUAUAUUCAGUUGACUACUUAAGUCUCUGUGGGUGGAUAUACUGCUUCUAGUUUAUUUUAGCUAUCUAAGACCUAUAUGUAUGUGUACUUCCGAUUUGUGUGUUUAGGGAAUUUUUAAUGCCGUGUCUCGUUUGAAAUAUUUUAAGAUUUUGGCCAAUUUGUUUAUUUAUAUAUUUUUUUCCCUUUGAUUACAAAUUGGUGAAUGGGUUCGAAACAUCAUUUUAGAUGCGGG
Molecule: messenger RNA, 1603 nt
Organism: Oldenlandia corymbosa var. corymbosa
Lineage: Eukaryota; Viridiplantae; Streptophyta; Magnoliopsida; Gentianales; Rubiaceae
Source: the annotation of a GenBank genome assembly